This is a messenger RNA of Plasmopara halstedii, 180 nucleotides long. RefSeq lists its product as uncharacterized. The record is from RefSeq and is a predicted model, not a curated record. The coding region runs from base 1 to 180 and encodes 59 amino acids. The transcript has 2 exons. Lineage: Eukaryota; Oomycota; Peronosporomycetes; Peronosporales; Peronosporaceae.
AUGUCUCGAAGGGUUUCGUUGCGGGCGGAGCUGUUAACCUCAUGCGCUGCAGAUAGUCGAGUGUCGAAAAUUAACCAAUGCAAGUUGACAACAGCAUUGUUACCUCGAAAUUGGAGUGAUGAGCGUAUAAGUUUUCACCCGUCUUUGCAUUGCCAAUUGUUACCACCUUUGGGGAUUUGA